CCUCCUCUUCCCGACGUGUUUGCACACUGGAAUCAGUCGUUAAAAACGCUAGAAGGAAGGGAGUGCCAUACGGGAACAGCGACAAGGGAGCCUUUUUAAAAAAAAAAAAAAAAGCAAAAAAGGUUGUGCAACAUAAUCCAUCGCAGCAGCGAUUUUGAUGCAAGCUCAAAGACAAAGGAACACCAAACUUGGCUGGUGUGGAGCUCAGAGCAGAAAUAAGAGGCUUUAGGAGACUCGUGCUCGGCUCAGCGUCAGCCGCGUUUCCACCGCUUUUUUCCCCCUUGUACGCGUAAAAAGCAGCAGAGGAAAAGAAACUUUUUGGGCACAUUUUACGCACUGGAUCUUUUUUACAUCAACAACUCCCCGCUGCAUCUUGACAUAUUAUCAAACGUCUCGAUCACUGACGGACCUAAGCCUUUAACGGGUUCUUACCAAAUAUAGCCACUGUAAAUGCUGGAGUGUCCUUGACGGAGCGGAACGGUCCUAGAUAGAAUAUUUGCAGCGCUGCCAAAGUUUAUAAUUAAAUACUCAGAUCACUCUUGAGUCGUCGGAGGUUUUCUUUACAAAUACAUCUAGUCUAAUUUGUAAAUUGGACACUUGGUGUGUGGAUAUUUAAGAAGCUGGCGCGGUUUUUAUAUUUUUAUUCCUAUUUGGAGCCGCAGCAUGUUGAUUUAAAGCCGCUCUGUAGUCUAUGAUUGCUCCCAACAGAAGCCAUUUUUAAGUCUUUGAUUUACAAUCCUGUCUGAGUCACUGAACACGAGCUGCUCAACCUGCUCUGGAUUGCAGCAUUAACCUGAGCACAUAGAUUUUUUUUUCUUUCCUUCCUCCCCCCCAUUGUUCUCAGAUCUCCCUCACAGUGACUUUUUUUUGUGCGUCUCGCUCUGGGCGCGGUGGAUGUGCCAUGGCUCGGUUUUUCCUCACCAUCUACGCCCUGGUGCUCGGCAUGACGGUGGCUUGGGCUGGAGCCGGACAUAACCCGGCCAAGCCGACCGGGGAGAGCCCUCCGCCGGUCACCCUCCGCACCGUGAUCACGGGAACCUGCCAGGAGGUCCAGCGAUACGCGGAGUCGGUGUUGGGAGCCGGCAUGGUGCGGUCAGUCGCUGAGAGUGCUGUGUUGUAUCUUGAGUCAUUGCUUGGUCAGGAGAACGUCUAUAAAGUGGCCAUGUUUUUCGAGAUGGUGAUCCGAUUCCUGGCUGAAGGAGCUGCCAGUGGCCUGAACGUCAUUGCUGUUUACGUCACAGAGAUCCUCAGGGUCACAGGAUUCGAUGCUGCACUGACGUUGCCCCGAUUCACCCCGGAGGGCGUGGCCGCAGUCGCCCAGUGGGGUCUGCUGGCUCUUAUCGGCUACUGGGUGCUGACCAUCGUCCUCCGUCUGCUGAUUGCUGUGGUGAGGCGGGUGUUCUGGGUGGUGAAAACCGUCUUGGCGCUCUGGCUUUUUGGACUGAUGGUGACCGACAAGACGGCCAGUGCGGAAACCACGGCGGUUCGGGUGGCCGGCCUGGUGCUGGCAUGCGUCCUGCUGACUCUGCUCACAUCUGCCUCUGAAAAGUCAGGUGCAGUGGAGCACCGGCUGAGCUCCCUGGAGGGCCGGCUGAAGGCAGUAGAGAAGAGGAAAGGCGAAUAGUGAUGGGAGAAGGUGGAGAGGAGUAAGGAUGGACAGAGGUGAUGGUAAUGCCGGUUAAGAAAAUAAUGACAUUGAUGGUUUCUAUAUGUGUGUCAAACUAUUGUGGUAAAUAAAGUAACCACUGGGAUUUUUAA
Molecule: messenger RNA, 1758 nt
Organism: Lates calcarifer (barramundi perch)
Lineage: Eukaryota; Metazoa; Chordata; Actinopteri; Centropomidae
Product: transmembrane protein 109
Exons: 4
Coding region: 902-1624 (240 amino acids)
Biological process (GO): cellular response to gamma radiation; intrinsic apoptotic signaling pathway in response to DNA damage by p53 class mediator
Source: RefSeq, a predicted model, not a curated record